GGCAAUUUGAUUUCAGUUAUGUGACAGCUUCUGUCAGCAGCUAAUGCUCAGAUACUUGUCGGUUCAAACCUCAUCAAGCCAAAGCGAAGCUGAAACAUUGGUACCAUACUGAGGGAGUGCUGCACAGUUGGAGGCGCCACCUUUUAGACAACACGGUUAAUGGAGCUCUCACAUACUGAAACAAAUGGAUGGAAACAUUCCAUGACAAUCAGUGAAGAAGGGCAGUGAAUUAUUAACCGGCGCUGGUUGAGCGACCAGUUGGGAAUCGGGCUGUGUGUGAGAGGGCUGUGGAAAAGUUGUGGGAACAGUUUUGUUUGGGACGUGGAAUGAGCGUGAAUUGCAGCGAGCGGGAGAUAAUAACAGAAAGGUUUUAUUUUUGUUUCCACUUUAAUGCUCAUCAUCCGACUCAGAGCCUGGCCUAACAAUCCCCUGGUGUUACCAGCCGCUGGGUGAGAAGCUGCAGUGAACUGAUUAUAAACCUCUUUCUCCAGGUGGAUACUACAUUGAUGACUUCAGUGUCUUCAUUUGGAAUAGAAGGAAGUGUUACAUAUUGGACAAAUGCUUUUGGCACCCAGUUACCAUGAAGGCUCAUAACUUACAGGCCACAGAAUGUCAGUUGAACAAUGCGUGUUACAAUUCACUGAAUGCCUGAUCUAUCAACCUGCUGACAGAGAAUGUACAGAAGCCACAAUAUGUGAUGGAAGGUUCAGGCAGUGAUGGACAUCUGCUGUCAUCAGUGGUCACAGCUAACAGUACUGCUAGUGAUAUUCCAAUCUGUAGAAUUUGCCAUGAACCGAGUGAUAAAGAGAACCUUCUCUCACCAUGCGAGUGUGCUGGGACUCUGGGGACAGUUCAUCGCAGUUGUCUGGAGCAAUGGCUUGCAGCUUCCUGUUCCAAUCACUGUGAAGUAUGUCACUUUGAAUUUGCUUUGGAGAGAAUGCCAAGGCCACUGACUGAGUGGCUAAAGGAUCCUGCACUACAACAAAAGAGGAGAAUGCUGUGUGGAGACAUUAUCUGUUUUCUUUUCAUUACGCCAUUGGCCAUUUUGUCUGGCUGGCUGUGUGUUCAAGGAACCGUUGACCAUUUUUACUUCAGUAGUAGCGUCGAAGCCGUUGGUCUGCUUAUCCUUUCAGCUGUUCUAAUUACAAUCUACCUACUUUGGACCACAGCUUCUUUUCGAUAUCACAUUCGACUGCUCAAAGAAUGGAGACGGACCAACCAGAAUGUGAAACUGCUCAUUCCAAAAUCACAAGUGUUACUUGGCAAAAAACCCAAUCUCCUAGCUCAAAACACGAGCAUAAUUGUUUCUAAAGAGACUAUUGUCUAACUUUCUAAAAGAAUUGCCUUAAAUGCUGAGAUGUACAAUGUUGGCAGGAGGGACCAAUGUUUUGAAUUGUUGUGGAAACUGAGAAGGAUGUAUGUUCUGGUAAUGCGUAGACGGGUGAGAAAUGUAAGCUGUUGACUGACUUUUCUAUGAACAAAGUUAAUCCUCAACCAACCAUUCCUUCAGUGGUAUUUGUACUGGGGAAUGUUUACUAUGAGCUUUCUAAAUAGCAGGAAAGUCGAGGGUGAAAGUUCUUUUUCCCCUGUUGUGUGAAUCCCUGUUUUCCACCUACCAAAAAUGGCCAUGUAGUUCUUUACAACUUUGAGAGUUCUUGUGUUACAUGAAAAAAAAGCUUGUGUGUGUGUGUUUUUGGGGAGAUGCAAGUUCCUCCUUGAGAAAAUUAAAAUUACAAGGAAGUAGCAGACCCACUGAGCUCCUCUUCAUUUAGAUAUGGAGGUGCUAAAACCCUGUGGCAUGGUAUUUACUCAAUGGCUUUUGUUGCAACUGACACCUUCCCUGGCUUAGGCUUCAGUGAUGAGCGUGCACUAUCAGCAAAUACAAUGCUCCAUUUGGAUCCUUACUAUCCAUCCACAAGUAUCCUCAAAAGCUUUGAUAUUUAUUAUGUCACACACUGGUACAGAAACGAAAAAACAACACGAUCCAAUAUACAGUAUAGUAUUCUCCUUCGAAAUGAAAACUUUGCUUGUCUGAAUAAACCACAAAACCCAGGGGAAGCCAAAUUUAAAGAAGAAAUUUCAAAAUAACACAUUUAUGAAUUAUCCAAGGAUUUGUUGACCCUAUUCAUCUUUCGCUUUAACCCCUGGUUUCAAAUUUAUUUUGGUGGUAAAAACAAGGAUUAUUUUGGGUUCUGCUGGCUGUUGAUCUAAGCAAUUAUUUGUUUUUAAAAAUAGUAAUGUGAUUCAUAUUGCUCAAUUUUGCCACUUCAGUCAGAUUCUGGACAGUGAACCUUUUUGUGAAUGAUUGCAAAGCCACGGUGGCUAAAGUGGACAUGUAACAGAAGUGACAAAGGAAUACCCAAUAGGCAUUAAAUAAUUGCAUUGUAUUGCUGUUAAAAUAAAUAUUGACAGUGGUUUAAGAAUAAAAGUGGUAUGGAAGUGGAUUCUUGUACAAGUGAAUGUUAACUCAAAAAUAAGUCAACAUAGCCAUGGAAAAGAAUGAGGAGAAACUUAGAGUAUGAUACUUAAUGUGAGUAGGAGGUAAAUGAAUCAGGCCCAGCUAGAUGAAUCAAAGACGAGCAGGCACCAUUGGCUGCCUUUACUGACAACAUAGUUCGAGUACAGUCAUGGAGGCACAGAGUUGCACAGCAUGGGAACAGACCUUCAAUCCAAAUCAUCCAUGUUGACCAGAUAUCCUAAAGGAAUCUUGUCCCA
Chiloscyllium plagiosum (whitespotted bambooshark) is the source of this 2715-nucleotide messenger RNA. The record is from RefSeq and is a predicted model, not a curated record. NCBI's taxonomy places the organism in Eukaryota, Metazoa, Chordata, Chondrichthyes, Orectolobiformes, Hemiscylliidae.